Molecule: messenger RNA, 4027 nt
Organism: Oncorhynchus tshawytscha (Chinook salmon)
Lineage: Eukaryota; Metazoa; Chordata; Actinopteri; Salmoniformes; Salmonidae
Product: retinoblastoma-like protein 2
Exons: 21
Coding region: 203-3529 (1108 amino acids)
Biological process (GO): regulation of transcription by RNA polymerase II; cell differentiation; negative regulation of G1/S transition of mitotic cell cycle
Cellular component (GO): nucleus; chromatin; transcription regulator complex
Molecular function (GO): RNA polymerase II transcription regulatory region sequence-specific DNA binding
Source: RefSeq, a predicted model, not a curated record
ACGCAAGAUAGUAGCUUUCACUCAAAGGACAUUUAAAUGGCUACACUGUAUAGCACCCACUGUAUAUUGGAUCGCGCAAUACGAAUAGUAACAUUGUUUAUAUGUACGUUGUAACAAACCGCGCUUGAGUCGACUCUGCUUUGCAACUGCGUUGUAAUUUGGACCCGAAUCUAUUUGCUGUGUACCCUUUGGAACAGUCAAAAUGAACGAGGAGGAAGACUUUUUGCAGAAAACAAGGCAGGGGUUUGAAGAUCUCUGUCGAGCUUUGAAUAUGGACGAGGAGGCGAGCAACGAAGCAUGGAAGAGCUACGAAAACAUAAGCAAAAAUUACACAUUAGAGGGCAGUGAGCUACACUGGUUAGCCUGUGCUCUCUAUGUGGCCUGCAGGACAGCCAUACCAACGGUGGGUAAGGGCACCGCGGAGGGAAACUAUGUCUCUCUGACCAGGAUCCUCAGCUGUUCAGAACAAAGCCUCAUUGAGUUCUUUAACAAGAUGAAGAAAUGGCAGGACAUGGCAAGUCUGCCCCAAGAAUUUUGCCAGAGCACGGAGAAGCUGGAGAGGAAUUUCACAAUUUCCGCCGUCAUCUUCAAGAAAUAUAUCCCCAUAUUUAAAGCCAUCUUUAAGGCACCCUCUGACGACCCACCCAGAGUCCACAGGAGCCGCAAACAGAGGCGCCAUCCCUGCACCGUCGCUGAAGUCUUCAACUUCUGCUGGAUUCUGUUUGUCAACGCUAAAGGAAACUUCCCUAUGAUUAGUGAUGACCUGGUGAACUCAUACCACCUGCUGCUGUGUGCUCUGGACCUGGUUUUCUCCAACGCUCUGCUGUGUAACACCAGGAAGGAGCUGCUCAACCCCAACUUCAAAGGCCUUCCUGAGGACUUCAACAGUAAGGACUACAAGCCUACUGCGGGGCCUUACUGCUUCAUAGAACAGCUGUGUGAACUGCAUGAUGGCCUGGUGCUGGAGGCCAAGGGGGUCAAGGAACACUUCUGGAAACCGUUCAUCAAGAGGCUCUUCCAUAAGAAGAUUCUCAAAGGGAAAGAAGAUAGCUUGACUGGCUUCUUCGAUCCUAUGAAUUUUGGAGACAGUUUUGCGUCCAUGGGGCGUGUGUACGAGGAGCAUGUUCUAGCCACAGGGGGUCUGGAUGAGAGGAUCUUCCUGGGAGAGGGGGCCAAUGAAGACAUUGGCACACCAGGCCCCUGUCUCUGUGUGGGAGUAAAGAACCAGGACGCCUCCGCAUACAGACUCUACAGCAGUCUGACUGCCUCGGCCUUGAAGGUGUCUACUCCCCUGACGGGUCUUAAGUAUGUCCAGGACAACUGUCUGGGCACGCCGGUAUCUACAGCCAUGCAGAGUGUUGGCCGACUCCACAGCCUGCUCACAGGACUCAAACACCGCCCCAGUGGCAGACUCACAGACUUACUGAGGGCGUGUGCCAGAGACCCAAGUGAGACCAUCUCCACUAGGCUGAAGGACAUGUGCCAGGUCUAUUGUCAGCACUUUGAGGGCAAAGGGGAGGAGAACGCAGGACUGGGGAAAGACAUCGCAGUGAAGUACUUCCGCCUGGCGGAGGCGCUCUACUAUAAAACCCUGGAGGCCGUCAUUGACCAGGAGAAAGAGAGACUGGGCGACACGGACCUCUCUGGUAUUCUGGAGCAGGAUGUGUUCCAGCGCUCUCUGCUGGCCUGCUGUCUAGAGAUUGUCAUCUUCUCCUACCGACCCCCAGGGGACUUCCCACGAGUCAUACACAUCUUCCAGCUCCCCGCAUACCACUUCUACAAGGUGAUUGAGGUGCUGGUACGGGCAGAGCAGGGCUUGUUCAGGGAGGUAGUGAAGCAUCUCAACCAGGUGGAGGAGCAGGUCCUGGAGAGCCUGGCCUGGAGGGGGGGAUCCCCGCUGUGGGACAGCGUCAGGGAGGCCAAGAACCAGCCACCAGCUUGCCAGGAGGUGAUGCCACCGCAGCACCUGGAGGAUGGGAAUGGAGACAGCAGUGCUGGCAGUGCCCCUCUCUUCCCUAACAACCAUGGCACUGACCUAAGCACCAACAGUGGUGGGAAAGGUGUUUCUCCCUCUCCCACCACCCUGUUGGACCGCUACAGCUCCCCGCCCACGGGCUCGGCCAGGAGACGGCUGUUUGUGGACGCUUCCUUCGAUACCCCAUCGGACCCCUCCUCCACCACCACCACCACCACCGUCAGGACCUCCCAGGCCAUCGUCACCACCACCAUCCCUGCUGGACAGACAGUGGUCACUAUGGCAACAGCCACGGUUACCGCUAACAAUGGACAGACGGUCACCAUACCCGUGCAAGGAAUAGCCAAUGAGAAUGGGGGCAUCACCUUCAUCCCUGUCCAGGUGAGUGUGACGGGACAAGGCACGGCCAUGCUCCAGCCCCUCUCUGCCCAGUCCCUGACUGGCACUUUGACCAGCCAACCACAGACCACCACUACCCUGAACAGUCCUGCCCCACAGGGCAGCCCCGCCACCAGUAAACCAAUCAAGAAGCUGGCAGCCCAGGUCCUGUCCACUAACAAGCCUCAGAAAAAGGGUUCCCUCUCGCUGUUCUUCCGCAAGGUGUACCACAUGGCCAGUGUGCGUCUGAGAGACUUGUGUGCCAAGCUGGACAUCUCUAGUGAGCUGAGGAGGAAGAUCUGGACGUGUUUUGAGUAUUCCCUGGUGCAAUGCACAGAGCUCAUGAUGGACCGACACCUAGACCAGCUCCUCAUGUGUGCAGUUUACGUCAUGACCAAGGUGACCAAAGAGGACAAGUCUUUCCAGAACAUCAUGAAGUGCUACCGCUCUCAGCCCCAGGCCAGCAGCAGCGUCUACCGGAGUGUGUUGAUCUCUGGGAAGAAGAAACGUCUCUUGGGCAGCAGUGUGGGAAACACACAGAACUCUCCCACAGACAACAGCCAGAAGCAGGGGAGUGGAGACAGCAGCCCGGUGCCCAUGUGUUCCACCAGCACCCUACCUGCCUCGCAGCCUGGCAGCAUUCCAUCCACCCCCACCCUGGCCCCCUCCACCUCCUCAUCCCUCCCUCCCUCCCAGGAGCAGGAUAAGGAGGGGGGAGUGGUGGGGGAGGAGGAGCGAGGAGACCUCAUCCACUUCUACAACCGGGUCUACAUCAAACAGAUGCGUCACUUUGCCCUCCGCUACUCGCCCAGCUCGCCCUCUGCAGGGGUACAGUCUCCUCCCCUGUGCCCGUACCCCUCCCUGAGGACCAGCUCCCCUCGCAGGGUCCUUCUGUCCCACAACCACUCGAUCUACAUCUCCCCCCACAAGACUACUGGAAGCCCCCCCACCCCCUCCACAACCGCACGGGACAAGAUCUUCUACUACAUCUGCAGCAGCCCAUCCAACCGCCUGGCGGAGAUCAACAGUAUGAUCCGCACCGGGGAGACACCCACCAAGAAGCGCAGCAUGCAGCUUGAGGAAGAGCCAUCGCCCAAGAGGGUGUGUCCAGACAACCAGACGGCCCUGCUCCGCAGAUUACAGGACGUGGCCAACGACCGUAGCUCCUCCCACUGAGGCAGGACACAACCCCUUCAGGCCACACCACAGGCUGAAGUCGCUAGUCACUAGAUGGUCAUGAUAGAAAGGAACAUUUUGGCAAGAUAAUAAAUAUCAACAUUUUAUGAGCAUAUAUUUGUUUUUCAUUUAGGGGUAAGGACAGGCGUAAGGUUAGUUGUUAGUGUUCAUGGUCAGUGGUUGGUAGUUCUUAUGAUUUGUGUCUAGAAAGUACCAUACUUCUGUCCAUGGCCAGAUUGUGAUGAACGACUCAAUUAUUUUAUCACCAUGGCAAUAAGACUAGUUGGUUGUUUUAGCAACAAAACCGAUGCGUGCGCGAUUAUGGUGCAGAACAGACGGGGUUGGCUUAAUUGUUGACAUGUCAACUAUAUUUCGUCUCCAAUGUUUAUUGAAAACAUAUAUACAAUUGAAGUCGGAAGUUUACAUAAACUUAGGUUGGAGUCAUUAGAACUCAUUUUUUCAACAACUCCACAAAUGUAUUGUUAACAAACUAUAGUU